AUGCGUAUCUUUGGCUUUGCAGACACAUGGCGCUUCCCCGAGUUCGAGAAGCUCGACUCGGACCAGGACGUCGCCGGCACUCCCUUCUACGAUGAAUCCGGCGACCGCUGGUGUCUGCUCGCUGAGAUCACCGACUUCUCCCUUAUGCUUCGCGUCCGCCUCGUUGCCCGCGACCGCGAGGGUGAGAGUCUCGUCAUCGCUUUCUACCCGGACAACGAUGCCACUGAGGUCUUGGAUACAACCAAGCUCAAGGUUGGCCACACCAUUGCCCUACUCUAUCCCCACCAGCAUUACUUCCUCGACGGAACACAAGUCGUUCGCGUCGAGGACGUCAGUACCUGUCGCGUCUUCCCCGUCAAGCUGGCCGAACUAUUCCGCAUCAAUUCGGAUCUUUGCGCGUACACUGGACCCACUGGCACACUCAAGAAGUGCCAUUCCUGUGGAAAGGAAGAUCCAAGUGUCGUCAAAUGCGGCCGAUGCGGACUGUACUACUAUUGCAAUAAGGAUUGCCAGACGCUUGGAUGGAAUCAAAAGGGGCACAAGGAGGCUUGUCGUGUGCUCAAGGACCCAGUCUUGAGAGCUCUGUUCAAGAUUACUGUUGGUGAAGGCGAGCACCGGUUCCAAUUUCCGAGAUGA
Messenger RNA from Colletotrichum aenigma, 636 nucleotides. RefSeq lists its product as uncharacterized. Lineage: Eukaryota; Fungi; Ascomycota; Sordariomycetes; Glomerellales; Glomerellaceae. Bases 1 to 636 code for a protein of 211 amino acids. The transcript has 4 exons. The record is from RefSeq and is a predicted model, not a curated record.